GGAUUCGGGUUUUAAAAAACGCGGGCGGUGAAGUGGGCGGAGCGAGCGAUUUGAACGCGAGCGGCGCGGACUGCGGCCAAGCAGCGGCUCCUGUGAGGCUUGCGGCCCAGCGCUCUCUGGGCUCCCCAGAAGCCAGCCUUUCGCCCCCGGACCCGGCCGCCCAAGCAGGAGCCGUGGGGCCGGGCGCCGGCACCCUCCGCGGCGUGCCAUGGGCCCGCGCCGCCGGAUUCGCAAGCCCGAGGCCCCGAGGAGGCGCAGCCCGAGCCCGACCCCCGGCCCCUCCCGGCGGCGCCCCUCCUUAGGCCCUUCCUCCCGUCAACAUGGUCGGCGGAGACAAGCUUGGCUAAAGGAGAUCCGAAAGCUUCAGAAGAGCACACACCUCUUGAUAAGGAAGUACCCCUUCAGCCGCCUGGCAAGAGAAAUAUGUGUUAAAUUCACUCGUGGUGUGGACUUCAAUUGGCAAGCCCAGGCCCUAUUGGCCCUACAAGAGGCAGCAGAAGCAUUUCUAGUUCAUCUCUUUGAAGAUGCCUAUCUCCUCACCUUACAUGCCGGCCGAGUUACUCUCUUCCCAAAGGAUGUGCAACUGGCCCGGAGGAUCCGGGGCAUUGAGGCGGGACUCGGCUGAGCUCCUGCACCCAGUGUCUCUGUCAGUCUUUCCUGCUCAGCCAGGGGGGAUGAUACCAGGGACUCUCCGGAGCCAUGACUAGAUCCAAUGGACUCUGCGAUGCUGUCUGGACUUUGCUGUCUCUGAACAGUAUGUGCAUGUUGCUUUAAACUUUUUUUUUUUUUCGAGAAGGAGAAGACUGCGUGACUUUCCUCUGUAACAGAGGUAAUAUAUGAGACAAUCAACACCAUUCCAAAGGCCUGAAAAUAAUUUUCAGAUAAAGAGACUCCAAGGUUGACUUUAGUUUGUGAGUUACUCAUGUGACUAUUUGAGGAUUUUGAAAACAUCAGAUUUGCUGUGGUAUGGGAAAAAGGAUAUGUACUUAUUAUUUUAGAUCUUUCUGUAGUAUUUACAUUUUUUACUAUAUGUACAUUUGUACUUCCAUUUUACACAUAAGGGAAAAAAUAGGAGGAGAGCACUUUGAGCAGUUGCCUGGAAGGCUGGGCAUUUCCAGCAUAUAGUCCUCUACCCUUCAGAGUAGUCUCACCAUUAGUGGCAGCAUCAAGUAACUGAGUGGACUGUGCUUGUCAAUACAUGUGUAGCUUUUCAGAAACUUAAUUGGGGAUGAAUAGAAAAUCUGUAAGCUUUAAUGUUCUGGUUCCUUCUAGUAAAUUCCUGUCAAAAUCAAUUCAGAAAUUCUAACUUGUAGAAUUUAACAUUUUACUCUUGUAAACCAUAGAAGAUGUAUCUUAUCAGUUCAGGAUUUUAAAGUACUGUUUCGAUGCCUUUACAGGUAUUUUUGUAGUUUCUUUGUAGAGAGAUAAUAAAAAUCAAAAUAAUUAUUUAAUGAAAAUGGA
Molecule: messenger RNA, 1461 nt
Organism: Rhinopithecus roxellana (golden snub-nosed monkey)
Lineage: Eukaryota; Metazoa; Chordata; Mammalia; Primates; Cercopithecidae
Gene: CENPA
Product: centromere protein A
Exons: 5
Coding region: 209-625 (138 amino acids)
Cellular component (GO): nucleosome
Molecular function (GO): protein heterodimerization activity; DNA binding; structural constituent of chromatin
Source: RefSeq, a predicted model, not a curated record